GCCCGCUGCGCCAUGGCUCCCUGGCCACUGCCGCCGUCGCUGCUGCUGCUGCUGCUGCUGCUGCUGGUGGGCUCCACCGCGCGCCCCGCGGCCCCCAGGGCUCCGCGACACUCGGACGGGACGUUCACCAGUGAGCUCAGCCGCCUGCGGGACAGCGCGCGGUUGCAGCGGCUGCUGCAGGGCCUGGUGGGGAAGCGCAGCGAGCCGGACACCGAGAACCGCACCUCCUGGUUUAAACCCACUGAGGGCCAGCUGUGCCUGCUGUGGUCAGACGAGCCAGCCCUGCAGGCCUGGAUACCGCCGAGAGCCCCUCUGCAUCAGGUCUGGUCUCCCUGGCUGCCUAGUGUGGCUAGGCCUGGUCACAGUUCCAGAGGCGGCUGAAACCACCCAGUGGGCCAGAUGAGGACAGAGGAGGACCAGAGAGGACCCUGGGGCGGGGAGGGGCUGUACUUGGCACUAAUAAAGGAAGAACUCACACCCGC
Marmota monax (woodchuck) is the source of this 482-nucleotide messenger RNA. It is a transcript of the gene Sct, whose product is annotated as secretin. The transcript is spliced from 4 exons. NCBI's taxonomy places the organism in Eukaryota, Metazoa, Chordata, Mammalia, Rodentia, Sciuridae. Gene Ontology annotation, cellular component: extracellular region. Gene Ontology annotation, molecular function: hormone activity. Gene Ontology annotation, biological process: brain development; positive regulation of somatostatin secretion; negative regulation of gastrin-induced gastric acid secretion. The record is from RefSeq and is a predicted model, not a curated record. Bases 13 to 381 code for a protein of 122 amino acids.